AUGGGUUCAACUUUCUUCUACAUUAUUCUUUGUUUCAUCGCGCUUACAAUUGUUGCUGCCUCCGCUGAGGAAUUCAAAGUUGGUGAUGCUGUGGGUUGGCGUCAGCCAAGCCAGAAUGAAACAGAUCUCUAUAAUCAUUGGGCUUCAAACAAGAAAUUUCACAUCGGUGAUUCACUUCGUUUCGAGUACAGGAAUGACUCGGUUAUUAAAGUGGCCAAAUGGGAAUUUUAUCAUUGCAACAGAACUCAUCUAGCCUCGGCCGGUAAAGACGGCACCAGAACAAUGAAUCUCAACAGGGCAGGCACGUUCUACUUCGUGAGCGGCGAUCCGGAACAUUGCAAAAAUGGCCAGCGUUUAGCCGUUGAAGUUCUACCACUACAUCCAAUUUCGGAAUCUCCGCCGCAACCAUUUUCUCAGGCGCCGGCACCAUCGCCGCUGUCAUUCUCGGCGUCGGUUUCUUCAGCAGUUCCGUUGGCGUUCAUUUCGGCGUUGUUGAUUUCUGUUAUUGUUGUAGCGAUUGCUGGGUUAGCAUGA
Messenger RNA from Solanum verrucosum, 534 nucleotides. Its product is annotated as mavicyanin-like. Gene Ontology annotation, cellular component: plasma membrane. Bases 1 to 534 code for a protein of 177 amino acids. The transcript is spliced from 2 exons. The record is from RefSeq and is a predicted model, not a curated record. Gene Ontology annotation, molecular function: electron transfer activity. NCBI's taxonomy places the organism in Eukaryota, Viridiplantae, Streptophyta, Magnoliopsida, Solanales, Solanaceae.